Messenger RNA from Marasmius oreades (fairy-ring Marasmius), 1686 nucleotides. RefSeq lists its product as uncharacterized. The transcript is spliced from 13 exons. Lineage: Eukaryota; Fungi; Basidiomycota; Agaricomycetes; Agaricales; Marasmiaceae. Bases 385 to 1461 code for a protein of 358 amino acids. The record is from RefSeq and is a predicted model, not a curated record.
GGAAAAACCAACUCAUCUCAUCGAUCAACAGCGUCUCCCAUCUUGUCAUUGAAAGAUAGGAACCUAAAAGUUGAAAGGAUAAAGAAACCGAGAUCUGUCAAUUAUGCAUUUAUGGAUGGCACCGUGGGCAGCGAACGUCCUUGAACCGAACGCAGAACUUUCUUGGCAAGGAAGUAAUCCACAACUGUGGGUGUCGUUGGCAGUACUACUGAUUACCAAGAGGAGGUCGUGAUCGACUCGAUAACCAACUGAUCACAGAUGGAAGAGUGGGUAUGGGUAGAUAGUGCUCAUAGCUCCCGAAGUGAUUGGUUGAUAUUCAGUACCUUCUUAAAAGACGCAGCAACAUACAGAACAUGAACAACCCUACAUCUCUUCCUUUCCCGAAUGCCGCCUACUCCACAACUCAACGUUCUGCAGAGUGCCGAAUACAAAAUAUUCAGAGUAACGGUUCUAAGUCCAUUUCUCGUAACGGCUUUCCAUUUUUUCUUGUACGGCCUCUACGUUCCUCUCUUUCGCAAUGCGCUUGUUCUCCUCAAAAAUCAACCCCCGUCCCGGUCACGAUGGUUCCAUCAAAUAUCGCUUAUAACAUUAUUCAUUUUCUCAUCUGUGGCUGUACCACUCGGCAUUGCAUAUGAGAUUCUUCAUGUAGCCGUCGCGUAUUAUACCUCUACGGAGAUGCUGUACAGGACUCUGAUUAUUCUACAGAUAUGCCGAUACAUCAUUAUGUUAAUUAUGGGGUUUACCAUCGACACUAUUUUGGUCUUCCGCUGUAUCGUCGUUUUCGGGUUUCGAAGGAAACGAUCUGUAGCUGCACUUGUUAUCGGUCUCUGUAUCAUCAUUGAUACCUGCGCUCUAUCUUUUUCAAUAUGGACGGAAGCCGCCUUUCUCGGAAAAAUAGGAGAAGAGUCGUUUUUGGGAUUCAGCAUCCAACAAUACGUUUCUAACGUGUUUUUGGGACUCAAUGCGUUGGUGAAUCUUUCGCUCACAAGCACACUUGCCGGUAGAAUAUGGUGGAUGGCACGCAGGAAUCGAAACUUGAGGCAGGCUUGGGAGAAAGAUCCUGCGAACGACUUGAGUGAGAGACUGAAUACCGUGGUAGCUAUCUUGCUGGAAUCAGGUCUCUUAUAUAUAAUUGGACUCGCCAUAUUCAUCAUUGGGAAUAUUGCCGGAGGUCACUUCGAUACUGGAUCCGUAAUGAUUCAAAUUGGGGGAAUAAUCCCGACACUUAUUAUUGUUCGUGUCAACGCAAAGGGUAGGCCCUCAGAGGCCGAAGAAUCCCAGAGUGACUCUAGGCAUGGACGAUCUUCAAUUUUCAGCCGGUCCGUACGGUCAUUGUCAGAGAUAAUCCCCCGGGUAAACCACUCUCUCGGUGGCCCAACAGGACUUCCUGACAGUCCUUCCGAUACCAAGCUUGAAGGCUUAGAAUUACCAUCCCGUUCACGUUUCUCGACUGAUCCCUGAACGGGGCUUCGCUGUGACUGUUUUCAUAAUUCCUUUCCAACCCUUCCCAUCCUAUGAUUCCCUUCGAUGGUCUAUCGCUCCGAAAGCGCUACACUCAAGUUCUUCUAGUUAUGAUAUAUAAAUUCAAGUGUAUUCUCGUAGUGUACGUUGACUCGCUUCUCCUCUCUCCCUCAUGUCUUUCCCUACAUACGGUACUCUCGAGACCCAAGAGUUUCCCGGAGGUGG